Messenger RNA from Hymenoscyphus albidus, 342 nucleotides. The record is from the annotation of a GenBank genome assembly. Lineage: Eukaryota; Fungi; Ascomycota; Leotiomycetes; Helotiales; Helotiaceae.
AUGGGUGGAAUUUAUGAACCAUGUCUUAUUUCCGUACUUACCCAAGUUGGAAAUCGAACAGGAUUUACAGGGGGUUUCAAAGGUAACUUUGUAAGUUCAAAUAAGCAGAUUGGGUAUUGAAGCAUAUUGCAAGUCGCAACACAAUCUAACCAACAAAGCACUUUACUCAUGACUACAGCGAAGUCUUAAGUUCCAACAGGCUCGUUCCAACAGGCUCGUUCCAACAGGCUCGUUCCAACAGGCUCGCCGUUCAUGCUCUUCUCAGUCUUCCCUCAGCCAGUACUGGAUAACAUUGUUGGGGUAGUCCUCCGAAAAGAAUCCUUCCAGACGGAGGAGUUCUAG